GAAGAAGUCACGUGGCAGCCGGAAAGCGUGGCGGCUGCUGCGAGAGCCUUUCCCUUCACCGCCCCCAAGGAGCUGGAGCGACAACAACGACGUCGUUUCCGUUUCCACCACCUCUUCCUUUUCCCGUCUUCGCGGACGCCGUGCCGGGCCAGUGUUAGUCUCCAUCCCUGGUUGUGGAAAGCGACAGAAGUCAUGGCGAUGUUUGAACAGAUGAGAGCUAACGUGGGCAAGUUGCUCAAGGGUAUCGACAGGUACAAUCCUGAGAACCUGGCCACCCUGGAGCGCUAUGUGGAGACGCAGGCCAAGGAAAAUGCCUACGAUCUGGAAGCCAACCUGGCUGUCCUGAAGCUGUACCAGUUCAACCCAGCCUUCUUUCAGACCACGGUCACCGCCCAGAUCCUGCUGAAGGCCCUCACCAACCUGCCGCACACAGACUUCACCCUGUGCAAGUGCAUGAUCGACCAGGCACAUCAAGAAGAAAGGCCAAUCCGACAGAUUUUGUACCUUGGGGACCUGCUGGAGACCUGCCACUUCCAGGCCUUCUGGGUAACUUCCCUGGGGUCCAGGGACAGGGGAGAUGGCAGCGCCAUGUGGAGCUGAAUGCUAAAAGUAACAAUGGUGCACAGAGCCCUGCUUCCUGCUUUGGCAGCGGGCCCAGUGCUCCGCAUGUGUGUUUUUGAGGAAUCAUCAUCCUCUCGCGGGGCAGGUACUCACAGGUCCUCCCUGUGCCCACAGGCUGAGGCCGACCCUUUCCCCUCUCUCCCGUCUUCC
Messenger RNA from Piliocolobus tephrosceles (Ugandan red Colobus), 771 nucleotides. It is a transcript of the gene EIF3K, whose product is annotated as eukaryotic translation initiation factor 3 subunit K. Gene Ontology annotation, biological process: regulation of translational initiation. Gene Ontology annotation, molecular function: ribosome binding; translation initiation factor activity. The coding region runs from base 193 to 600 and encodes 135 amino acids. The record is from RefSeq and is a predicted model, not a curated record. NCBI's taxonomy places the organism in Eukaryota, Metazoa, Chordata, Mammalia, Primates, Cercopithecidae. Gene Ontology annotation, cellular component: cytoplasm; eukaryotic translation initiation factor 3 complex. The transcript is spliced from 4 exons.